Messenger RNA from Ostrea edulis (European flat oyster), 7092 nucleotides. RefSeq lists its product as uncharacterized. NCBI's taxonomy places the organism in Eukaryota, Metazoa, Mollusca, Bivalvia, Ostreida, Ostreidae. Gene Ontology annotation, molecular function: guanyl-nucleotide exchange factor activity. The record is from RefSeq and is a predicted model, not a curated record. Bases 437 to 5920 code for a protein of 1827 amino acids. The transcript is spliced from 12 exons.
AUCUGGCACACUUCUGACCGAACUGGUGUUAUCUCAAACAGUCUAUAAAAAACGGUCUUUCAUUGUGUAGGGACUCUAUAUCAGGUGGGAAAUUAAUCAUUGAGUGUUGAAUCACCAGACACGUUUCUCUGUGGUAAAGUGAAAAUAGUCUCUGCAGUGCCGUCUUACCUGGAUAAUUGUAUCUGUGACACAGAGUGGAAGCGGGAGGAGCGAGAUCAGCCGGGGAGGCAGUAUUACAUUGACAGGAAUACCGCACCAUCAUUACGGGAAAUGUGAUCAGAUUCUAAACACUUGUCAAGAGUGUGGUUUUACAGGGAGUUUUUUCUCUCUCUCAUAUUUUGUUGGAAAUUUUUAAUGCAAAAUGAGUGGCAGACGGAGAAAGGCAAGGAAGUUCACAGUGUUAAGAGGUUUGAUUGAUGUCUGAACAAAAGAGACAAUGAACUACUGCUCCAGGGUGCAGGUAGGGAGACAGGGAUUAUUAGUGGAGAGUCAGGGAUCUUCAAAGGGGAAAAAACCCAGUGUCAUCACCAUGAAGGGAGGGAACUGCUCUUCAUCAAAUGCUAAUAUGACAAAUUGUGCAGGGCAGUCGAAGUUGAUACGGAAUUCUCUUCACUGGGAGGAAUUUUUUGGUUCAUCCUUGGAUUUAGCUCCAUCCUUGCUCUCCAUCUAUGACAGCUUGGCCUCAGAAAACAAUCUGAAUUCUGUAGAUGGAAUCCAAUCAGAAGAUCACAAUGGAUCACAUGGUAGAAUUUUAUCACACAAGGAACACCCUAUUGCAGUCCAGGUGAUAUCAAAUGAAUGUGACACACCUGACUCAGACUCCAUUAUGGAGCCCGAAGGUCAGGGUAAAAUAUCACUACCUGAAAGGAGUGACCUUGACCCAAGUGAAUGUAAGAAAAGACCUUUGAGUGUUGGGUCAGGGUCAUCUUCCUCAUCCUCUGUCUCACAUCAUGUAAUUAAAAAACCAAACCUAACUUCAACAGACAGCAACCCAUCAAAACUGGAGCAUAUUUUGUACAUAGAUGAUGAAAAUGUGGACCAAUCCUUAAGCGAAGAAAAAUCUGGUGCAGGUGUGCCUGGUAUUUCAGUGACCGAUGUGUCAUCAAGCGAAGCCUUGGAGGAGGGACUAAAUACUUGUGAAUUUGUGAUAUCUCCAAACCAGUCUCAUGGAGUGUUUAUUGACCAAGGAAAAGAACCAAAGUCUACAAACAGUACUCCACAUCAAGAUACAAAGGCUGCCCCCGAUACCCUGUGUUUGGAAAACUCAUCCCCUGUCUCAGUCUCCCAGAAUUCCAUAGUGCUUCCUUCCUGUCACAGUUCCUCAAGUCCUGUCUCUUCCGAGUGUUUGUCCAUUGUCUCAGUAGACACUAGAUCCCCCAUGUCCACAACCUCACAGACCACGCCAACAAACCAGCCCAAACCACCAGAUUCACCCACCAAAUAUGUCACCAGGGUCCAGAGGGUCAUCGCUGAAAUAGUGGACACAGAGAGAACAUAUGUCUCCAGUCUAAACGAGAUUAUACAGGGUUACAUGAAAUACUUGAAGCUUUCAACUCACCUGCACCUUUCAUCAAAGGACAAAGAUCGACUGUUUGGAAAUUUAUUACAGAUCUACGAAUUCAGUAGGAAAUUUUUGGUGGAUUUGGAGGGAUGUGAAGACAAUGCAGCACAGAUUGCUGAGUGCUUCGUGAGGAACAAUGAAGGCUUUUCUGUGUAUACAGAGUACUGCACAAAUUACCCCAGUGCUGUGGAAAUUCUUACCCGUGUAAUGAAGGAUGGGGACUUGUCGGAGAUUUUCAAGACCCUUCAAUUACAUCUACAGCACAACCUCCCACUGGGGGCCUAUCUGCUGAAACCUGUCCAGAGAAUACUGAAAUACCAUCUACUGCUGCACAACAUCUUGAAGAAUUAUGACAAAGCUGAGGGUGGCUAUGAAAUGGUGGGCCAGGCUCUGGAACAAAUGACAGGGCGUGCCCAGCACAUCAAUGAAAUGAAACGUAAGCAUGAGCAUGCCGUGCGGGUCCAGGAAAUUCAGAGCACGCUUGAGGAGUACGAAGGAGAGGACCUCACUACCGUGGGGGAACUUGUCUUGGAGGGAGCUUUCCAUGUGUAUGGCGCCAAAACAUCUAGACAAGUGUUUUUGUUUGAGAAGGGAGUUGUUAUUGCCAAGAGGAAGGAGGAUGCAAUGCUCAGCUGCAAAAUUUUCAUUUUGUGCUCCAACCUGAUGUUAGUGGAAAGUGUCCCAAAGGAGCCCCUCAGUUUUCAGGUGAUCCCCUUUGAUAACCCCAGGGGGCAGCACACCUUGCAAGCUAGAAAUCUGGACCAAAAACGUAAAUGGUGUCAAGAAAUCAAGCGCUUGAUUCUGGAGAGUUACAAGGAAAAAAUUCCAGAAAAGGUCAAAGGCCUUGUGAUGCAGCUCGGCAAAAGUAAACAAGAAGAGAAUGUAGAUUCUGGGACGCCUAAGAAAUUCCACCAUCAAAAUGCACCCGAGUACCUGGAGAGGAGACAGAGGAUGAGGAGGAAGUCGGGGGGAAAUAUUCUAUCGGACAUUCUGAAACCCCAGAGGGGCAGGAAGAACCAAAAACGCAAUGAAUCAGAGAGCCCCAGGACUUCUCCCACUGAGAGAAGAAAAUUUACCCCAUCAUCAUCUGGGACCAAGCAACAGGGAUCCGAAAAUAAUGAGAAUACUAAGAUAUAUGGCAGUAAAAACAGUACAGGAACUUCCUCAAGUAAGACACCAUUAAAACGUGAAUAUUCCUCUCCGGUGAGUCGAAGUACCAGUUUUCGAACUGCUAUUAGGAAACAACCUCUUGCUUCCGUAGAUUAUGGAGAUGAGAAACCGAGUGAAAGCAACAGUAGUACAACAGAAGUCUCUUCCACACGGAGAACCAAGAGCUUCCGCUUGGCAACACGAUUAAAUCCUCUUCUUACAAACGUUUUAGCAAACCUCUCCUCCUCCUCACUGCCAGACUGCCCCGCAGUGCAAAACAACGAGGAGUGCCCUUCUUCUCCUCUUGACGGAGUGUUUACCUCAGACAAUGCAACUUUUGACCAAAGAUACCGCAGCAUGCCAGUGUUGACUAAACCACUAUCACCCUUCACUAACGGUUCAGCCACCAGGUCCAGUGAUAAGCAAUCCACAAGGAGAUCGAGUAGCAAUAGUUUCAACCUUGGAAAUCCGUCCAGGAAAAUCAUCGAUGUCAAGCAAUAUUUCUCUAGAAAUAAAGGAAAUUUGGAGGAUUCCCAGAAUUUGAAACAGGAAAGUAAAUCAGUCACUGCAUUUCAUGACUCAUUCUUGAAAAAAUCAGCAGAAAACUCACCGGAGAGAUCACCCAAGAUUUACCCCAGAGCAAUAUCGCUGACUAAACCCCUGUCAGUAAGUAGUGUGUUGCAGUCUCAACAAAAAUCAUUCAUUCCUUCAGAGAAGGAAAAUGAAGAUCCGUGGGUUGUGAAUCCAAAAGCUUCUACUGAGGAUAUACUUAACACGUCAAGUACUUCCGGCGUGGGACAGUACCGACUCAAACGGUCACCAGCUAAAAAGAAAUCUCACCAGAGGUCACGCUCUGUUGACUUUGAGGCAGAUGAGAAUACGCAGAACUUUGAUUGGAUAGUUUACGCUAACAGAAAUUCACUGCCACUAUCUGGACUGUCAAAGGGAGGCGUUUCUCAUUUGGACACUACUAUUAAAUCAAGCAGUGAGGAUCUUACAUCCCAUAAUCGAUCAAAAUCAUUUGAUGACUCGCUCAGUGUUCCUGAUCCGGUGUUAACACAAAAUGCUACUGACCCUAUCUUACAAUCCAUAUUCACUGUACCAGACAAAAAAAGUUUUCUUCGAAAUGUCAAUCAAUCGCAAUCAAAUUCUCAAGGAUCUCAGAAGUUUCAGAGAAGUUUCUCUUCCACAAUUCCUGCGCGAGAAGCGGAUCACCAGUCUCCUGUAACUGCUCAUUCACAAGAAAGUCCUUUCCCUCUAUCAUAUAUUUAUGGUGCUUAUACAACUUCUGGUACUGAUACGGUCAGUUCUUGCGGCGACUCGUUCAAAAGCAAGUACUUCACUUCACCGAGUUACUGUGCUCAAACUCAAAAUACUUUUCACAAUACGCCAUUAGAGGAAGAUGCUUCCUUUUUGUCUUCACUACCUGUGAUAGUGAGAAAAGUGGAACCACCAUCCCACACAAGAAUUUCACGAUCUUAUUCCACACCCUGUGCUCAUGUGGAAAGAGUCAAAGGAGCACGACCCCAGUCUUUCAAUAUAAACUUAAAUGAUCAUGAGAAACUUGUUGCAGAGAUGGAAGACUACAUGAAAAGGUCCGACUCCAACAUUACACUCAGUUCACAGCAAAAGUUUCCUGUGCCAAACUCAGAGGAUAGCAGCAAAUCAUCAAAUCGAUUUUCAUAUGCAUCCACCAUUUCUGGAUCAUCUUUUGAAAGUUCAGAAAGUCUGACCGACAACCAAAGUUCUGAUAGCAUUGUUGAUUCUUGGAAACAUAAAGCCCAUGUGACAGAAAAUCUAAACCGCCGGUCUGGUUCCUAUGAUAAUACAGUGCCUGAAGUUACUAAUGCUUCCAGUAAGGACACAAAGUCCAGUAUUUGGUCAUUAAAUACUUGGUUUAACAGCCCAAAAAAGGAACCACCCCCAGAUCUUCAGUCAGUUUUACAUUCAGGAGACCUGGGAAGUGCUUCUAUUGGAUCAAGAAUGGCUCAUCAAGAACCAUUGUAUGCAGAAUUUCCGAAGCUUUCAAAGGCAUCUCCCGAGUCUCGGAGCUUUAGUAAUGUGUCCGUGUCAGUGAGAGCUGAAACUUUACAAGAUGAACCGGUGAAUUUAAAGCAGUGCGAUUCAGCAUAUUCCAUUCAGAGUGAGGUAGACGAGGCUGGCAGUAGGGAUCAGUCAAAAGGACCAAAUAUUUCUCGGGCAGACAGUUUUUAUGAGAAAAGGUUCUCCAUGGCCUUUAAUGACACAGAGGUGUUUCGUGAUUCGGCCGUUUUCUGUGAUAUAGACUCAACAGAAUUGUCUCCAGAAAUUAAGUACGAAAAGGAAUCUCCCAUAAGGAGUCCAGUUGACCAGAAAUUUGAAAGAGAAGGGCGUAAAAAGAGACUGCCAGUCAAACAGUUUGUGAAAGAAAUUGAAGAACAACAUAGGUCUAAAUCAACAGAAACUACAAAAGUUCGACAUCGAGAACCGGGGGCAAUUAUAAGGCAAAGAAUGGAAAGCCUGGAGAAGCAGACUAGUAGGAGUCAGAGCUGUACCAGAUCAAACAGUCCUGAGAGGGAACUACGACGAAGCUCGACCCCAGGUCGCAGUGUCUCUAGUAGUCCCAGUCGAGAUUUUCGAAGAAGCUCCACCCCAGCGCGCAGUAUUACAGCAAGUCCCAUCAUGGAGAAUGAAAUAAAAAGAAAAUCCUUAAGCAAUUGGUCAUCAGUAUCAUAUGGUUCUGACCAGACUGAAAACACAGUAUUGGACAGGAAAACUUCUGCUAAAACAUUAAAUUCUAAGCAAUCUCCAAUGAGACAGCCUUUCAGAACACGUUCCAUAAGUCAAGACAGAAGAAGUUCUCAAAGCAUCUCCUUUCCAUUAUCCAGUGAACACUCGCUUCAAGAAAACACUUCCCCUCAUUACACAGGACGUUCAUUUAGGUCACGCUUUCUGAGUGAAGACUGUAAAACCUCGAUGCGUUUUAGUCUCCCACGAUCCAGUGUCAAUGCUAGUCUAGAGAAUAUUUCAUCGGAGAGGUUUUACCAUCGUGAGAGGUCAGCACCACCAUUCAGUGACCACUGGUCAAGUCGAGAAACAGGUGGCAUGAAGCACUCUGUGUCUCUAGGUAGACUAGACCGACUAAGCACCGACAUAGAUAAUCUAGUAAUCAUGAAGGGCUGGGUACGACAACUCAUAGAAAAAUUUCAACCGAAAUUAGACGAUGUGUAAAAUGAUGAUCUUUUGUGACCUUCACUGUUUGUUCGGCUGUCUUCAGUUUUCUUGUUUAUGUGUACUUGUGUAUAUAUAUUCUUUGUUUGGUAUACAUAUGGUUAAUAUGUUUUGUAUUUUAUAUAUUUUUUAAAUGAAAUUUGAUAAUUAUUUUUGUCUUAUGGUUGUGAUAGAGAUGCCAAGAUUUUAAUUUAUAACUAGAUAGGCACACAUUUUCCAGUAAUACUGAUAGGUGUCAUUGAAAUAAGCAAUGUUAGCAUCUUCCCCAGUAAUGAGAUCUUGUAUUAUCAUUUAUGAAUUAUCUUUGGACCAGUGCAAAUUUGGUAGCUGUGGUACUUCAACUAAAUUUUAUUCCAAGAUAGAAGUUAUUACCAUAUACAAAGUUAUUUUUGUUCCCAUCUUACAUUUUUCCUCCUCAUCUUAUGUCUAAAUUUUUUUAAAAAAGUGGUGAAUUUAAAGAUGGAUGAAAUUGUUUAUUGAUGCAUCUGGGCAAAAAUGUCACCACCAAAUUGGUCGUUCACUUGAAAUUAACAUGCUGUGCACGUAUUUUGUUAAAUUUAAGACCAGACCUUGAGGAAUGAUAAUGUACAUUGAAGGUCAAUAAGUUUUAACCUAUCAGAGAUUGCAUAUUUGAAUGUACAUGUAUUUCCCCAGACAAAUUACAGUGAAACCUCUCUAAUCCACAUGCACGGUGAGACAAGUUUUGUCGAAACAAUGAAAGUAUUAGAUUGAGAAUGAAAAUAAGGGUCGGAAUGCCCAGUUCAACGGAUUGCACAGGUGUCGGAUGAGGCAGUUUUCGGAUUACACAGAUGUCGGAUUAGGCAGUUUUCACUGUACAUCCACUGGGAAGCAUAUUACAUCAAAUAAUUUUUUCAUGAUAUAUAUGUACAAGUCAUUAUCACAUAAACAUAAUUAUAUGUUGUCUGGCACCUUGGUUAUAUAUUGGACAUCCUGUUCCUGAAACACUAUUACCAGCAUGUGACCACCGGAUGGGUGUAUUCCACAACGAUAUUUUGAACUAUGCAAUUUUUGUACAGUUAUUUUAAAUGUUUUAUUGUUUUUAAUUUUAUAGCAGUUCUUCCAUGCAGAAGUAUAAUAUAUAUGUUUUGUAUAAAUAACAUUGAGCACUUUUGUAUGUAAGCAUUGAUCAAAUUAAAGAUUUUUAACUAUAA